This is a messenger RNA of Ananas comosus (pineapple), 543 nucleotides long. RefSeq names its product cysteine--tRNA ligase, chloroplastic/mitochondrial-like. Gene Ontology annotation, molecular function: ATP binding; cysteine-tRNA ligase activity. Gene Ontology annotation, biological process: cysteinyl-tRNA aminoacylation. NCBI's taxonomy places the organism in Eukaryota, Viridiplantae, Streptophyta, Magnoliopsida, Poales, Bromeliaceae. Gene Ontology annotation, cellular component: cytoplasm. The record is from RefSeq and is a predicted model, not a curated record. Bases 1 to 543 code for a protein of 180 amino acids. The transcript has 4 exons.
AUGAGUUCUCAUUAUUUAGGCCAUGCUUUCGAUAUUCAUGGCGGGGGAAAGGAUUUGAUCUUCCCUCACCAUGAAAAUGAGCUCGCGCAAAGUCGAGCUGCUUGUCCAGAAAGCAAUGUGAACUAUUGGAUGCAUAAUGGCUUCGUCAACCGGGAUAAUCAGAAAAUGUCCAAGUCAGAUAAUAACUUCUUCACAAUCCGAGAUAUAAUUGAGAAAUAUCAUCCUUUAGCAUUAAGGUUCUUCUUAAUGCGGACACACUACCGGGCAGAUGUGAAUUACUCUGAUAGACAGCUUGACACCGCAUCGGAUCGUGUCUUCUACAUAUAUCAGACUAUACAUGACUGUGAAAAGGCUCUAUCCCCAUUUCGUGAAGGAAAUAUCAAAGGUCAGAUUCCAGAUGAUAUCAGAGAACUGGUCAAUAAGUUCCCCACCAAUUUCACAGCUUCUAUGUCUGAUGAUUUGCACACUACUGCUGUUCUGGAUGACCUAAUGGAACCUCUGAAGGCAAUCAACAGCAAUUUGAAGAAAUUUAAGCACAUCUAA